AGUUUGAGCCGCAUCAUUUCAAAGUCUCCAGUAAUCAAUAAGUUAUGAGCACAUGCUAGAUCAUGUGGUCCAACAACAACAAUAAUGAUGAUAACCAGGCCAGUGGUGUCCUCCCUGAAUGAAAUCAUUUAAUUGGCUGCAACAGGGGCGAUUGUAAAAUGAAAAAAGGUCAUUGCAUUGUUUACAUGCCUGCACAUUCUUUAAAAUAAUAACGAUUAACACACUUUAACAAGGCCUAUAUAUUGUCAAAUUGAUGACAAAUUAUUGUAAGGCAUUGAACUGAACAUAAGCACAGCCAUGCAACCUCCAGUAAGUCACCAUUCAUUACAAAUAGCUCCGGUUCAUUUGCUCUUGGUGCUUCCUAAUGUCUCUAAAUGAGGGUUAAAAUGAGUUAAUAAAGUGGACGGGUACAGGUAGAGUUGUUCACACAGGACAGGAGUUAGUCUCUCAGCUGGUGUCUCUGAACACAUCCAGCAUAUCACCUCCCGUUGAGUAGUUGGAUUGCUUCAGAGCUCAGAGGAGCAGGGCGCAUGCAGACCGUCAGGCUGUGCAUUUUUUUUCUUUCUUUCUUUCUCUCUCUCUCUCUGUCUUUUUUUUUUUCUUUCUGUGCCGGGGACUAAUUUUCAGUCCUCCACUUGGGUCUGGGUAAACAGCACCGCCCCGAUGGUUUGCUUGUUUUAAGUGUGGAGCGAUCCAUCGCAGAGCGCCGGGCUCGAUUGACACUGUCUGCUGAUCUGCUACUGCGGAUUGCUCAGAAUAACAAGGGCUGCUCGCUAAUUCCCGUCUAUCGGGGCUUUCGCCGAAACACCGAGAGAGUAGGGUCCAAAAAAAGAGCCAACAAGGCAGGCAAGACCGCCGCGCCGCCGGAGUCCGCACCCCAGAAUGGCUUCGGGAGACCUUUACGAGGUGGAGCGGAUUGUGGACAAAAGGCGGAACAAGAAGGGUAAGUGGGAGUACCUGAUAAGGUGGAAAGGUUAUGGAAGUAAGGAGGACACAUGGGAGCCAGAGCACCAUCUACUGCACUGUGAGGAAUUUAUUGACCAGUUCAACAGCUUGACACUGCACUCACACAAGCGUCCCAAAGUUGCUAAAAGCCGCCAAGAGCCCCGUGUCACCAGCCACCCAUCUGCUGCUGAGAACGCCAGAGCUCGGUCUGAGGCUAGAAAGAAGAAAAGGACUUGUGGUCCAGCUGUUGGCGUUAGAGUAGGAACUGUUCUAGGAAUUGGAAGUGGAGGAUCGGGUCACGCUCACAAGCAGAGGAAGGUGGGCGUAGAGCCUGGGAAACAUGCUUUAGGAAUCAAUAAAGCCAUGACGUACAAAGCUCCUCCACCAGGGGGUUCUCACUUUGUUCCUCCAGUGAGGGUUCCUCAUAAUGGACUCCAAAAUGGAGACAUGGAGCCUCUCGUGUACAGGACAGCACCAAGGUCACAUAGAUUGCCUUUGGACAGGGUGGAUGGAGAACUAGGAGACACGGACACCACUGGACAGCAAUUCAUCACUGAACUAGGCUCCCCGCUGGCCAACGGCAAGAUGCAUUUCCACAGCUCAGUAAAGCGGAAGCUGGCUGAGGAGAAAGGCUAUGUGUUUGACAAGCGGCUCAGGUACAACGUGCGGCAGAAUGAGAGCAACUGUCGAUUCCGAGACAUCGUGGUCAGGAAGGAGGAAGGCUUCACGCACGUCCUGCUGUCCAGCCAAACGACAGACAACAACGCUCUGACGCCAGAGAUCAUGAAGGAAGUGUGUCGAGCUCUGGGUAAUGCAGCUGCUGAUGACAGCAAAUUAUUAUUGCUCAGCUCCGUGGGGACUGUUUUCUGCAGUGGCCUGGAGCCGUCGUACCUGAUAGGGCGUCUGUCCACUGACCGCCGAAAAGAAAGCAGCCGGAUCGCAGAUGCUGUGCGGGACUUUGUGUUGGCAUUCAUCCGCUUCAAGAAACCCAUCGUGGUGGCGAUAAAUGGUCCCGCUUUGGGCUUAGGAGCCUCCAUCCUGCCCCUGUGUGACGUGGUGUGGGCCAGCGAGAGGGCCUGGUUCCAGACUCCAUGCGCAGCCCUCCACCUCACACCCUCCGGAUGCUCCUCGUAUACCUUCCCCCAGAUCCUCGGCGUAGCUCUGGCCAAUGAGAUGCUGUUCUGUGGAAGAAAGCUCACAGCACAGGAGGCGUGCAGUCGAGGUCUGGUGUCGCAGGUCUUCUGGCCGACCACAUUCAAUCAGGAAGUGAUGCUGCGUGUGAAGGAAAUGGCGUCGUGCAACGCAGUGGUUUUAGAAGAAUCCAAAUGCCUGGUGAGGAGUAUCCUCAUGUCAGUCCUGGAGGAGGUCAAUGAGAAAGAGUGCCAGAUGCUGAAGCAGCUUUGGUGUUCAACCAAAGGACUGGAGGCGCUCUUCAGCUACCUGCACAACAAGUCGUAUGAGAAGUGAUGGGAGGGUUAUCCACAGCGGGACAUCCGAACUGAAGGAAAAGUUGCUUUGCUUCCAUCCAUCAGCGGAGGGGAUUCGCAGGAGUUCUGUUUGCUCGAAUGUCUACACUUCCUUCAUGAUCUUCUUUCGUGAAGCAGCUUCUUGUUUUUUUCCUGUUUUUUUUUUUUUUUUUACUGGACCUGUAACUGUCCAGAUGAUUGUUCUGUAGGAGUCAAAGUGCAAAGGGCCAAAUGUGCAUUGCUUAAAUCAACACUGAAGGAGGUUUCUUCAGGGAGGUACAGGGAGCGUUUCUGUGCAUACGCAAGAUUUAUUUGUUUAUGAAAUCAUCAGGAUGUAUGAAAUCAAUGUCUGUCUGAUAGCACAUAUUAAAUUGACAAUAAUAUAUAUUCAUUUAUAUUUAUUUCAAGUGUGUUAAAGAGUUGCGGAGUACAUGUAAGAUGCCUUUUUUCUUGCUUUUUUUCUCAUUGUGUUGAGUUGAAGUGUAAACCAAAGUUUGCAUGAGGACACGGUUUGUUGCUCCUUACAUGCACAUUCCUUCCUCUCUGCAUGGACAGAGGAAAAAAAAUGGCCACAAAUGCACCCUCGUACAUGGCAGUGGAUCAGAUUUAGUGUCAUCUUAUGGGUAACUGUAAAAAGAUAAGAUAAUGAAACACUUGGGCGAAUUCAAAGAGAAUCGAUGUCUUUUUUUCACCACACGGCUAAUUUUUCACACUGUAAAAGUCUUUAUUACACAAUGUAGACAUCCUGCAUUCUAGUAGCUUUGUCAUCGUUACCAUAAUCACCAAAAAUUUACUUCAGUUAGCUGGAAUUGAGAUUGAUGCUCAUGAGCUAAUGAGAAGUUUAAGUAGGUGAAACGGCACCCUCGUACUGUCAGCAUCCAUCUGUCGCCGCAACAAAACAAAUACGGAAAGAGUUUCAUUUAACUCUUCUCAUAAUGACAAAUGUCAUUAAGGGCAGGAUUCUUUCUUUCAAGUUUUUUAUUUAUUUUUUCUUUUUUUCAAUGGAGAACACUGGAUUAUACAAAUACAUCUGUUCAAAAUCAAAUGGCAUUUUGUCUUGAGCACAAAAUGACUUCAGAUUUCAGAUUAAAUGAAUCGGUGGCACAUAUCACACGGAAGGAUUAGCAAUGGAUUGUGUCCUGCUUCGUUUGAGCUGAGUAGCCUUGACAUGCAGUACUGCGGUGACUUGUAUGUAAACCAUGAGUUCUGCAUCGUUAUUGUGUGAAAUGUGUGAUUGUUAUUUUUUCAGAUGAUCAUUCUGAUAUUACCUGACAGUUAUUUUUCUUAGUUGUGUAUAUUUUGGAGGACUCAAAAAGUACUCACGUUGUGACUUACACUAAUUGUCAGUGAUUAAUAUCGUGAAAAAUGCAGUUUUCAGUCGUGUAGCUGGAGUCGACGUUCGUCCGUAUCUGCAUGUGUGGAUUUAUGAGUUCAAGAAAAUUUUUAUCUUGCGAUGUGUAUCAUAUUUAGGGAUCUAUUUUGUUUUACAAAAAAACAAACAAAAAAAACAGAAAUGUAGGUCUGUGAAAAUUGUUUUGUAAAACUGAAGAUAUUUGUCCAUUUUUUUUGCAGUGGUACACAUGCAGUACAGAAUAAUAUAUAGACAUAUGUCGACUGUUUUGUGUGACUAAUUGCAUGUAACAUAUUGUACAUAUGAAUGUGUUGCCUGUCUGAGUACCUUGUAUUGCAGGGUAUGUUUUUGUACCAACAUUGUAAGUAUUGUUAGAAAAUGGUGCAGUUUAUUUUUGUAUUUAUUUGAGAUAACUGUUUGGAUGUGCAGUGCCAUGUGGUCUCCUUUCGCUCCAGAAGCACCCUGACUCUCCAAAAUCACCUUUUCUAAAGUAUCCACAAAAAAAAUCAAAGUGGGUCAGGAAGGCAGAGAAUUUAUUACAUAUACGAUUUAAAAACCAAAAAGGUGUAAACACUAUUUUCACUUGAAUGUUCACCUUUUUCAGUUGACAUUAUCAGAGGUAUUUUGUUGUAAAUUAUCAAACGCAUGUCAGAUAGUUUAAUAUAUAAAAAUUGUGUUUAACUGAGCUUUACGAGGAUGUACAGGCGAUCGAUAAAAUUGACCUUAAUUUUAUUUUAGAUUUGUCCAUUUCAAGCAUAUACAAGACUCUUGUUCAUGCUCCGUGACAUUGUUUUUAUGAUUUCUUAGUCUUGUGAUUUAUUUUUCUGCCAUUGCAGAUCGAUGUUGAUGAGGGUAUAACAGAGGGUUUGAUGGAGCAUCAUUUUGCUAAAGUUAACAAAAACAACAACUUAAGGGAGUAUUGUGUAGUUUUGGAGAAGAAAUUCAAACUCAGAAUUUUAAUAUUUACAGUGUUAUUGAGGUAAUAAUACAAACAGAGAAAUAUAAAUUGCUUCUAUAGCUGAAUAAAGAAGCUGUUCUCAGUGGAAAAAAAAGAAGUCCCCAGAACUCUGUUUGAUGCUAGAAAGGCGGCAGGGUCCGCCACGCAGAGACAAAGUAAAGUAGGACACUGUGUUGUCCUUUAAGAUCAGUUUGUUCUUUCGGUCAAGAAAACAAAGAGAGUUUGUUUAUUUAGUUUGUUUUGGCAUUAAAUGAAAACAAUCAGUCACUGAUUAGAGUUUCCUCCCCAAAACUACAUGCUGCACCUUUAAAGUGAAAAAAUAAAUCAUAGUUGCAUCAUGGUGCAUUUAAUCCCUUUGUCACAUUGAGUCAAAUAAAUAAUCAGACACAACUCAUAAAAUCUAAACUGUAAUGUUUUCAUUGACAGUUUGGCAGGUUUGUGACCCAAAAGAACUUCAGCUUAAAUAAUCAAAAGUUGUUUUGUGAUUUAUUUUGAUUUUUUGUAAAAGGCCUCCCUACAGUGACUUCUCCUCGCCAUCUGUUGUUGAAUAUCGUUCAUAUUUCCACUUCUUGCUUGGGGUCCCAAGAAAAGGCUAGAAGGAACACAAAGCAUCAGGUCCACUGAGCAUUAAUCAAACUGACCCUUCAGACGGGGGGUCUUUAUGUAUUUAUUCAUUUAUUUAUUUUAAUUUGUAAAAUAUGUCUUAUUCGUUUCAGUGCGUCACCUGACAUAGAAAAUGCUUUACUUUACUUUAAACUAUUGAUAAUAACAUUUAGAGUAAAUCAGAACAAAACAAGAACAAAAAUCCCCUCAUAUUUGGUCCAUUAUUUAUCCUGAAUGACUGUGCUUCUGUUUUCCUGUGAUUUACUGUCCUUUAUAAUCCCAGCGUCAUGCACAAUCCCAUGUAAGUGUAUGUCAUCAUUCAUGAAUUUUCCUCCCCACAUUGUUUCAGAGCACACCUCGGGGUGCCUUAAAUAUCUGUCAGAGAGUGAUCCAUAAGUUGUGAUGGGUAGAGUUGCUUCAAAUAAAGAAACAGUACUUUCCCAACA
Molecule: messenger RNA, 5769 nt
Organism: Acanthopagrus latus (yellowfin seabream)
Lineage: Eukaryota; Metazoa; Chordata; Actinopteri; Spariformes; Sparidae
Product: chromodomain Y-like protein 2
Exons: 7
Coding region: 883-2412 (509 amino acids)
Cellular component (GO): nucleus
Molecular function (GO): transcription corepressor activity
Source: RefSeq, a predicted model, not a curated record